CUCUCUCCAUCACCACCAUCCCGCGCUUAUUCAAAGCGGAAGCGACAUAACCAAACGGACUUCACUAUCCGAGUGGAGUGGGUGGGUUCCCAUACUCUGUUCGUUUGCAGUUCCUCCCAUUUCCCAAAUGUCGGAGCCAAUCAUUCUCUCCGACGAAGAAGACCAGAAUGCCCUCUCAACCCCUUUCCAACCAUUCCACUGUAAGAAACGCCGAACCCAACUGGACCCAAACCCAAUCCCUACGGUUCUGGUCCUCGACGACGACCCGACCCCACAGAAGCAGCCCGGCCCCAUCUCCACUCCUGACUUCGUCCCGGAGACCCCCAUGUCUGAUCUCGCAAUUGUGAAAUGCACCAAAGCCCCUUCCCACUUCCAAGCUAGGGUUUCAGACUCCGAGCACAAGUUCCCUGGUGUUAAUGGACUGAUAUGUUUGGAAUCUGAUAAUGAGCCUGAAAGUGGUCAUGCAAGGAAAAAGGGGAAGGAGAUUGAAUCCAUCGUUAGUGGGUGUGAUGUGGUGAAGGACUUAGAUUGGAGGUUUAGUUUUGUCGAGUCCACAUGUUCUCUUGGAGAUGCUGAGCUAGCACAUAUGUCUGAAGGGAAUUUUUCACUAUCUACUUUGCAAGAUGAUAUUGAUCAGGUACUUGAUUAUCCAGAAAAUAGAAUGGAUCAGAUGGGAAACAUUAUGAAGCAGAGAAGGACAACAGCUAUUACUGAUAAUGAAAACAUUACAAAAGAAGCAACAGGAAGAAGGAAGCUGACAAAAGAGGAAAGAACGCGCUUAAUGGAAGAAAAGAAGCUAAAGAAGAUACAAGAGAAAUUGCAAAGAGAAGCUCUGAAAGCUGAAGCAGCAGAGUUGAAAAAAAUACAGAAAGAAAAGCAAAAGUGGGAAAAAGGGAAGUUUGCCCUAAAAUCCAUCGUGGCCGAGAUUGAUUCUAAAGUAGUGGAGUUGGGGUCAGUUGGAGGAAAUUUGCUUACAAGGUUUGCUGAAAAGGGGCUAACAUACCGUAUAACAUCAAAUCCAAUUGAAAGAUCAAUUGUCUGGACCAUGACUGUCCCAGAACAUAUUUCACAGCUUUCUCCUGAAGAAAUAGAGAUUCAAUAUAUAGUGCUCGUGUAUGAAGCUGAAGAGUUUUGUAACCUUGUCAUCAAUGAAUCUCUUUUGGAUAAUGUUUUUAGUGUUCGAAGUCGUUAUCCAUCAUAUACAGUGUGUUAUCUUACAAAUAGGUUGAUGGCAUACGUUAAUAAAAGGGAACAAGAGCUGUACAAGAACCCAACAAAUCAUAGCGGCCGGAGACGCCCACCUGUUGAGGAGGCGCUCGCAAAAUUGACCACUAAUUUUUUUAAAGUACACUCCAGGCAGUGCAUAGAUGAGGCUGAACUUGCUGAACAUGUUGUUGGUUUAACAUGCAGCCUGUCAUCCUGCCAAUUUAGAAAGAAGUUAACGAGACUGGAUGUAAAUGCUAAUGGAUCCCUUAUCCCUAAGGACUGCCUUGACCGAAAUUUAAUUAAAAAGAGCCCAUGGUUAAAAGCUUUGGUAGCUAUCCCUAAGGUACAGCCACGAUUUGCUAUUGCUAUAUGGAAGAAGUACCCUACCAUGAAAUCUCUUUUGAGUAUUUACAUGGACCCAAAUAUAUCAGUUCAUGAAAAGGAAUUUCUGCUGAAGGACUUGACAACGGAAGGUUUACUUGGUGAUGAUAGAAGAUUAGGUGAAGUUUGUUCCAAGAGAGUGUACAGAAUACUUAUGGCACAAAGUGGAUGCAUCAAAACUGAUGAUGUCGAGGAUGGUGCUGAUUUCUUCAGGCGUUAAAUUUCACUUAUAUGGGCAAAAUCAGGUACUCUUGUAAGGCCUCCCUCUCCCUGAGCAAGUUCUGAAAUGGAGAAGAGCAAAUCAUUUUCCGGCUACUACUCGACCGGCUACACAGAAGCCCGGUUUGGGUUUGAGGACCGGUCGAAAUCAUACAGCUUCAAUGGUCCGGUCAGCUGCAGCAAGGUAGAUGAGUUGUCUUCAACAUCUGGCAAUCCAGAGCUGGAGAGAAGGAAGAGGGUGGCAAGCUACAACAUGUAUGCUGUGGAAGGUAAGUUCAAGUCGUCGUUGCGCAACAGUUUCAAAUGGAUCAAGGGCAAGUUUGUUGACAACUUCUACGAUGAGUAGUGAACUAAACCGAAUCCUUUUACUUUUUUAUUUUCUUGUCAAAGUCAAGCAAGGUUCCAAUUACUGUAUAGUUUGUUUAAGCUAAAUGGGUGAAAAUAUGAACUUAAAACAUUGUUUGUCAAGACCUGGUUAAUUUGUAACGAAUUUCUUGGGAUUGAAUCCAAUGAUUGAUAUGUAAAAUGGUUUUGACUACUCUUGAAUUAAGCUGCUCUUGCAGAGGAACAUGCUUCUUUUCCGUUGC
Messenger RNA from Prunus avium (sweet cherry), 2393 nucleotides. Its product is annotated as crossover junction endonuclease EME1B-like. The record is from RefSeq and is a predicted model, not a curated record. Gene Ontology annotation, biological process: DNA repair. NCBI's taxonomy places the organism in Eukaryota, Viridiplantae, Streptophyta, Magnoliopsida, Rosales, Rosaceae. Gene Ontology annotation, cellular component: Holliday junction resolvase complex; nucleus. Gene Ontology annotation, molecular function: DNA binding; nuclease activity.